CCCUGGCCUGUGCGCACACGCGAGGAGGCCCAGACUAUAAGCAGUCCUCUCAUUGGGUUUCCGCAGCGACAGAGUCGUGCCCAGCAACUCGCCACUAGACUUUAUGAUGCUGUUGGCCAGCUCCAGGGGGGACAAAAUGCGGCGCGCUUUGAGACUGGUGCGGAAGCCGAUCCUGUCACCUUGGUCUGUAUCUCCGACACACACAACACCACACCGCGCGACCUUCCACCCGGCGACAUCCUCUUGCACGCAGGCGACCUCUCUCAGUUUGGUACCUUCGACGAGAUCCAGGCGCAAUUGACGUGGCUGGCCGCGCAACCGCACCAACACAAGGUCGUCAUCGCGGGCAACCACGAUCUUUUACUGGAUUCAGCCUUUGUCAUUACCCACCCAGACCGUGAGCUAGACCGGCAUGACGGUAAGCGCCGGCCAAAUCUGGAAUGGGGUGAUGUGCGCUAUCUAGAGGACGAUUCGCUGGAUUUGGAGGUCGAGGCCAAAGGUCGUUCAAUCCGUGUGUAUGGCAGCCCUCGGACCCCGCGUUGUGGGAUGUUUGCAUUCCAGUACGAAACAGAUCAGAGCCCGCAGGGGGCAAGACAGAGGCAACACGGCUCCUCAAGCCCAUGGUACGGUACCGUGCCCGAGCGUACAGAUGUUUUGCUUGUGCAUGGACCGCCACUAGGUCAUCGGGACGAUGGAGGGAAGGGCUGCUGGCAAUUGCUAGCCGAGAUAUGGAGAACAAGGCCGAAGGUAGUGGUGUGUGGACACAUUCAUGUCGGAAGAGGGAUGGAGUGGCUUCUAUUUGACAGGGCACAGAAGUGGUAUGAGGAUACUAUGUCUGGACGAGCAGCCUGGGUGUCUGUGGCCGCGUUGGGCAUCUGGGUUGUCUGGUCAUUGGUUGCAAGAGUCUUGGGGCUUGCAAACACAAGGGUUGAUGCCAGAAAGACACUUCUUAUCAAUGCUGCAGUGGUUGGGGAUCGGAAGAAUGGCGAGGUUCGGAAUGCAAUCGUCGUAGAGGUGUAG
This is a messenger RNA of Thyridium curvatum, 1020 nucleotides long. RefSeq lists its product as uncharacterized. Lineage: Eukaryota; Fungi; Ascomycota; Sordariomycetes; Thyridiales; Thyridiaceae. Gene Ontology annotation, molecular function: hydrolase activity. The transcript has 2 exons. The annotation marks the transcript as partial. The record is from RefSeq and is a predicted model, not a curated record.